AUGUCACGGCGUGGGAAAGGUAAUGCUGAUCGCUCGCAGGAGAUUAUGGAUCGAUCAUCGGCGAUAUCAUCAGAGCGCCCGCGGUGGAUUGUCGGCAACGAACUCAUCUGCAACUGGCUCAACGUCCUCUUGCUUCACGGAAGUGAUCCGCGUUGGAAGAACCAGAGACGCGUGAUCAAUUCCUAUUUGACAAGCGUUCCGCGAGCGGAUGCUGGGGUACCGAUCCUUCAAUAUGAGACAGCAAGGUUUCUUUAUGAUAUUGCGAAUAACCCAGAAGCCGGUCAGGAUGGUGUUCGGAUACUAUGGUUGAUUGCUCGCUAUACGCAUAGUGCUUUCGCAACACAGACCUUUGGCAUGGACGUACGUGCUCUCUUCACUUCUUCCUUCACUUCUUCUCUCGGCCGGCCUACUGACAAUUCGUCGGAUAGAUACCUAACGCUGAUGAUCCUGUUAUUGAAUAUAUACAUGAGACAGGUCUGGCCCAGAUACUGGGUAGGUUGUACCAUCCCCGGAAUGCACAUGGUUGAUAUUUUCACGUGGCUGAAUUAUCUACCUCUCUGUCUCAAGCCAUGGGAGCGAGAUGCCAGGAAACGAUUCAAGCGAGACUUGGAAUGGUGCAUGGCGCGACUGGAGAGUAUAAAAGAUCCCGCAUUUGCAGGGCAGUAUAUGGCAGACGCCUUUCUCCCUUCCGUCAUCCAAGCCUCCGACCGUGGGGGCUUCACCACGGAGGAAGAAGCAGCCUAUCUGUCACUUCAGCUUAUCAUUGGCGCUGCGGACACGCAGAAGGCACGAGCUGAGAUUGGGGCGGUGGUGGGCGAUCGCCUACCCGAUUUUGCUGACCAAGAGCACAUUCCGUACAUUCGAUGCAUCGUGAAAGAGCUCUGGCGGUGGCGGCCCCCUGUGUCCCUUGGCCAUCCACACGUCACCACGAAGGCAAUAAUCUAUAAGGGGCAACAGAUCCCUAAAGAUGCCCGGCUGCAUCUCAACGCAUGGGCCAUCUCACACGAUCCGAAAAGGCACGAAAACCCAGAUCGUUUCUGGGCUGAAAGAUACGCUGAUGACCAUACAACAACAAUGCAGAGUAUCAACUCGUCGGACGUGACCAAGCGCGAUCACUUUGCAUUCGGUGCGGGCCGUCGUAUUUGCCCCGGCUAUCACGUCGCUGAACGAUCACUCGCCAUUGCGAUGAUGAGGAUCCUCUGGGCCUUCGAGGUUAAGUGGGCCGAGGGGACAAAACACCCUGUCGAUCAAUUGACGUACACGCGCCGCUCCGAGAUGCCUGGAAAUCCAUCGUCCAGACUGCCCGUCGCACUGCGAGUCUUGAACCAGAAAAAGGCAAAGAUUAUCAAUAACACGUUCCAGGCGCUGCAGCAAGAGCGAUUACCUAUAGUCUGCCAGUCUGUCCUGAAGGCGACUCCUCUCACGCUAUAA
Molecule: messenger RNA, 1431 nt
Organism: Aspergillus nomiae NRRL 13137
Lineage: Eukaryota; Fungi; Ascomycota; Eurotiomycetes; Eurotiales; Aspergillaceae
Exons: 12
Coding region: 1-1431 (476 amino acids)
Molecular function (GO): oxidoreductase activity, acting on paired donors, with incorporation or reduction of molecular oxygen; iron ion binding; heme binding
Source: RefSeq, a predicted model, not a curated record